ACAAAGGCCCUUUGGCCUAGAAAACGCAAACUUGUUGCUCUAGACAUGGGCAAGCAACAAAAAACCAAAAAAAUUAGGCUUUCGACCAAAACUGAAAAAGAAAACAAGGAAAAAACCUUACACUUUACAAAGAAUAAAGAGAACAAGGAAAAUUCUAGUUCAGUAAACAUAGGGCCAGACAACUAUCAGCUCUCAAAUACAAAGACAUCAGAAAAACUUAAGGACGCAGCAACUACUACAA
Messenger RNA from Dentiscutata erythropus, 241 nucleotides. NCBI's taxonomy places the organism in Eukaryota, Fungi, Glomeromycota, Glomeromycetes, Diversisporales, Gigasporaceae. The record is from the annotation of a GenBank genome assembly.